GCAGGCGUCGUGCGACCGUCUCCACGUCGAGCGUCCCGGUCUCGACACGCGUACUCCUCCCACGCCGAGUACGCGAUACCACGGUCUCAUCUACAUCUCAGUCUCCUCUCACCACCGCACUAUCGCCCGCAGCGUCGGACAGCGGUCGCGCGUCGCCUGGUUCGCCUUGUCCGUGUCUGCCCCGUCAGUCGCUUCGGCGUCUGGCGUCUCGCUUCAGUCUGGCGGAUCGCGCAAGGGCAAGGAACGUGCAGACCCAUCCCUCUACCUCUUCGCCGUCAGCGACUGGGGUGAGCCAGAGUAUGUGCUGCGCAUGCACCUAGAAUACAUCUACCUCCAGAUCCUCUCAGUUGUGACCGCUACUCAGAUCUCACGCGCAUUCCAACGACGCAGCAACUUUGACCUGUCGAGGCUACUCGAAGGCUCUGAUCCAUUCCUACACAAAUUGUGGCUCAGUCCGCUCCGUAUGGCACCAGCUUUGAGGGAUACCGCGGCCUCGGCGUUGAUGCCUCCCGCCAAGUUCAAGACCUACUUUACGUUCUACUUAUUGCUGCGGCCACAUUGUCACGCUCCUCCGACCACGACGACACGCCGUCCACCCGUCCGACAUGCAUCUCCUCCUCAACACGCUGGCGACGUCGGCAACCCUGCGCUCCGUGGAGACAUGCUACCAAUCUGCCUACCAAAGUUCAACCCGGCGGGCUUUGUCCACGCUUACAUUUCGUUUGUGCGCGAGGACGUUGGUUUGGUCUUCAUCAGCGCAGACAGGGACGCAUUCGAGCCCCUGUGCGGUUGGCGCGAGUCGGUCGUCGAGCAGUUGACCAAGGACGGCGCGCUCGACCGGAUCCAGGCCAGCGUCAAGGCGCACCCAUACAGCGUGGCAGCUGUCGGUUCGCCUGGCCUGCGACACUUUGUGUACAAGUCUCGCGGACUGACUCAGCUCACCGCACCAGAGUGGGAAGACCCUUACGGACCCGACAGCGCGGACAGGAAACGGCUUGUUACGUUGUACGAGCGCGUACAAGACACAUUGUUUGCGCGGUCAGGCCAGGCAGCCCCGCUCAAGCUGGUGUACAUGGCCAACGCGCACGAGGCUGUGCUCGGAUGGCUCACAAAGCCGUUUGAGCUGUACAUUGCCGUCUCGCCACACCUCCCCAUGAAUGCCGUCGUCAGCACCGCCAACCGCGUCGCCAAUCGCUGA
Molecule: messenger RNA, 1198 nt
Organism: Apiotrichum porosum
Lineage: Eukaryota; Fungi; Basidiomycota; Tremellomycetes; Trichosporonales; Trichosporonaceae
Product: Vacuolar fusion protein mon1
Exons: 8
Biological process (GO): vesicle-mediated transport; protein targeting to vacuole
Cellular component (GO): Mon1-Ccz1 complex; fungal-type vacuole membrane
Source: RefSeq, a predicted model, not a curated record